UACCCCUCUUCCUGCACUUCCUGCGCUCUGGGUCCCUCUCGGAUCCUGCCUCUGUUUCCCCACCCAGCUCCCCUGGAGCAAAUCCCGUGGGAGGAGGUAGGGGCGGGAGAGACGCCUUGGAAAGCACCUUCCCUCCUUCCUCGCCUCCGCACUCGGUGCGCGUGUCCUUGCAGGCCAGUGGCCGGAGGCACAGCCCGGUGGUGUCACCGUGUCAGUGGCCGCAUCCCGGGCUGGGAGCUUGCGGCAGUUCGGCUCCCCGCGGCGGCGGGGUCCUACUGGCCGCCUGGUGCUCGCGCCCGGGUCUGCGUGCCCGCACUCCGGCUCACGCCCUUUGGAGCCGCGCGCCCGGGACUGCGGCAGAGCACACAGAGUGCUCGGUUGGGCGCCGGGCGGCGGGAGGCAGCGUCCGGCCGAGUGAGCCGGAGGCAUGGGUCAGGCGGCCUGGAAGGGGUUCGCCCUGUCGCUGUUCGACUACAAGACCGCAAAGUUCGUGGUCGCCAAGAGCAAGAAGGUGGGGCUACUCUACCGGGUGCUGCAGCUCACCAUCCUGCUGUACUUGCUCAUAUGGGUGUUUCUGAUAAAGAAGAGUUAUCAGGAUAUUGAUACUUCCCUGCAGAGUGCUGUGGUCACCAAAGUCAAGGGUGUGGCCUAUACCAAUACCACUAUGCUUGGGGAACGGCUCUGGGAUGUAGCAGACUUUGUCAUCCCAUCUCAGGGGGAGAACGUUUUCUUCGUGGUCACCAACCUGAUCGUGACUCCUAACCAGCGGCAGGGCAUCUGUGCUGAGCGUGAAGGCAUCCCUGAUGGCGAGUGUUCUGAGGACACGGACUGCCAUGCCGGGGAGUCUGUUGUAGCUGGGCAUGGACUGAAAACUGGUCGUUGUCUACGGGUGGGGAACUCUACCCGGGGCACCUGUGAGAUCUUCGCUUGGUGCCCAGUGGAGACAAUGUCCAUGCCAACGGAUCCACUCCUGAAGGAUGCUGAAGGCUUCACUGUUUUCAUAAAGAACUUCAUUCGCUUCCCCAAGUUCAACUUCUCCAAAGCCAAUGUGCUAGAAACAAACAACAAAACUUUCCUGAAAACCUGUCGCUUCAGCUCCAAGAAUCUCUACUGUCCCAUCUUCCGACUGGGGUCCAUGGUGGUGUGAUAGGAAUCCACAUUGAAUGGAACUGUGACCUUGAUAAAGCUGCCCCUAAAUGUGACCCACGCUAUUAUUUCAACCGUCUGGACAACAAGCAUACAAAAUCUAUCUCCUCUGGGUACAAUUUCAGGUUUGCCAGGUAUUACCGCGACUCUAAUGGGGUAGAGUUCCGUGACCUGAUGAAAGCCUAUGGCAUCCGCUUUGAUGUGAUAGUUAAUGGCAAGGCAGGAAAAUUCAGCAUCAUCCCUACAGUCAUCAACAUAGGUUCUGGACUGGCGCUCAUGGGUGCUGGGGCUUUCUUCUGUGACCUGGUACUUAUCUACCUCAUCAGAAAGAGCGACUUUUACCGAGACAAGAAGUUUGAGAGAGUGAGGAGUCAGGAGAAGGAAGCCAAUGUUGAGCUUGAGGUCAGAGAGAUUGAGCUGGAGCAGGAGCUGCCAGGGGAGAAGCCAGCAGAAGGGGUUCAGCAGGACGAGCAGCCGCAAGAGCUGGCCCAGAGUGGCAGGAAGCAGAGUAACAGUUGCUAGCUCUUUGAGCCUGCCAGGUCCACCUUGCUUGUCUAGCACAGCCUCCUAUUGCUGAGGGAGAUCCUGUGCUUCCCAGGCCUCAGUGUGAACAUCGUCAUGCCUCUGAGCUGCAGCUAGGACAUUUCUUUCUCCUCGGCUGUGCCUGCCUGCUCACUGCCAGAGAGAGGCUGCGACUGCCAUGUACUCUGCCCCAGAAAGGCCAUGCCGGCAGGAGUUCUUGACAGCCCUCUUCUCUGCCCUCUGUGUGCACCCCUCCCUCAAGGUCUGGCCUCCUGGAGAAAUCGAUCAAGAAUGUGAAGCAGCCACAGAUCUCGCAAACAGUGAAGACUGAAGACAUAGCCGGAGCUCUUGGCAGAGAACAGAUUCAGAGAUGAUGGGGCCAGGACAGACCACAGCUCUGAACUGGAAAGAGACAUCUUGGUGCUUCUCAGGAUGGGGCUUCUGGGAAGAGGCCCCUCAACCCCACCCAGCUUGGAUGGGAUCCUGUUGCAAGUUUCUUUUUUUUGUUGUUGCGUGGAGAGGAGUCUCCUGUUGGUCUGAAGCUCAGAUGCAGAAAAGAGGCCCUGGGACAGGCCCCCAGGGAAGGGGCAGGCCAGGGGCUUCAGUGGUAGGACACUGUUUACAUGCCUGUGUCUGAACUCAGCGGGACACACAGUUAUUCAUACACGCAGUACACAUUUAUGGGUGCAUGCUGCACUUUAGUCCUGAGGGGCUUGAACGAGAUGAGAUGCUGACCUGGCCCCAGGGUUGGGGGCACACACAUAACUCUCUCCAGAGACAUCAGGCAGCCCAGACAGCCUGGCCUUCCUCCAGCCUCUAGCCAAGACUCCUGACAAGUCUCUGCAGAGAAGGUUGGUUGCUCAGAAAAAGCUGUUAGAGGACAUCCAGGGGGACAUUUAGCCCUACCCCCAGAUGUAAUUAAAAGUGGCCGUGGAGGCACCUGGAAAAGACUUAAGGGGAGAGCAAACUCCAGGGGCUCCUAGGUAGAAUUUGGGAGGGAAGGCAGGUAAGCCACUAGCCCAUUCUAGCCCCCACCCACAGUCUAGGGUAGCUCUGGGAAACCGACUUGCCCAGAUGAGAGGUAGACUUGCCUGUGUGGUUUGGAUCUUGCUGUUUGGGGGCUGGGAGAGUUGGGGGGAGCCCCUGAUUCCUGUUCUCAGAAGCUAAGCCUUGGAGCACUAAUGAGAUAAAGGAUGACUUUCCCUGAAA
Cricetulus griseus (Chinese hamster) is the source of this 2877-nucleotide messenger RNA. The record is from RefSeq and is a predicted model, not a curated record. Lineage: Eukaryota; Metazoa; Chordata; Mammalia; Rodentia; Cricetidae.